UAAAAGCAAAAUCAUACAGACUUAAGCAAACUCUAAAAAUUAUUUAUAAAUUUACACAAAACGAAUUGUUAUCAACAGACAACGUCCAUUGGAGUGUUUAGCUUUGCCGAAUUUACCAGUUCCACGAUAGAGCAAAUAGGACAAUGGCGACUAAAGCUCUCAAGUACUAUUACGAUCUGCUCUCCCAACCGUCGCGUGCUUUAUAUAUUCUCCUGGAGCAAACAAAAAUUCCUCAUCAAAAGUGUCCUAUCGCCCUGAGAAAGUUUGAAAACAAAUCAGCCGAGUUCACAGAGAACAUCAACCGUUUUGGCAAACUGCCCUGCAUCGUUCACGGUGACUUUAAACUAGCAGAAAACAUUGCCAUCUUCCGCUACCUGGAGCGGGAGUUUGGAUUCGGCGACCACCAACGAAACCUAUCGUGGUACCCACAGGAGCGGACCGCGCGUGCCCGAGUGGACGAGUAUCUCGAGUGGCAGCAUGCCAACAUCCGCGCACAAUGUGCGCAGUAUUUCCUCUACGUCUGGAUCCGGCCCCUGGUGGGUUUGGACCUGGACGCGGCCAAAGUCGAACGGCUGAAAGCUAGAAUGAACGACUGUCUGGAUAUUUUCGAACGUGAAUGGUUGGACGGCGGACGCAGACGGUUCCUAGCCGGCGACGGUGUGAGCUACGCCGACGUGCUGGCAGCCUGCGAAAUCGAGCAACCCAAGCUGGCCGGAUUCGAUCCGCGCGUUGGUCGACCCAAUCUGACCGCUUGGUUGGAACGGGUACGCGCCGAAACGAAUCCGCACUACGAUGAAGCGCACAAGGUUGCCUACCGGUUUACGCCGAAGGAGAUUCCAACGCCACAGGUUGACUGAUGUGAUGCCCUUAGGGGACAUUAAAAUUAGUUUUGGUUGAUGUCAUUAUUAGUCUUUUUUUUUUAACUAAAAUCCAUA
This is a messenger RNA of Sabethes cyaneus, 935 nucleotides long. RefSeq names its product glutathione S-transferase theta-3-like. Gene Ontology annotation, cellular component: cytoplasm. Gene Ontology annotation, biological process: glutathione metabolic process. The transcript is spliced from 2 exons. The record is from RefSeq and is a predicted model, not a curated record. NCBI's taxonomy places the organism in Eukaryota, Metazoa, Arthropoda, Insecta, Diptera, Culicidae. Bases 144 to 857 code for a protein of 237 amino acids. Gene Ontology annotation, molecular function: glutathione transferase activity.